UGGAUUGAUAACGCUACAUUCGACAACCACCAUGAACUAUACGCUAAUUGCAGUCAUUUUGCUUGUGACAACGCAUCGUAGCCUUACGCAGAAAAAUCCACACUGGUGGAGUGAUCGUAACACCAUCGUACAUCUCUUCGAAUGGAAAUGGUCUGACAUCGCCGACGAAUGCGAACGGUUUUUGCAACACAAAGGGUAUGCCGGCGUACAGGUUUCGCCGCCUAACGAACACUUGGUGCUACCCGAACAUCCGUGGUGGGAUCGCUACCAGCCCAUCAGCUACGAGCUGACCUCGCGAUCAGGUAAUGAGUCCGAAUUCGCGAGCAUGGUUCGGCGAUGCAAUUCCGUCGGGGUCAGAAUUUACGUGGACGCCGUUAUUAAUCACAUGUCCGGUGGUACCCAACAGCAACAAGGUAGCGCGGGAAACACUGGCAAUCCUGCGAAUUUGGCUUAUCCCGCAGUUCCGUACAGUAGCUGGGACUUUCACGAACGUUGCUCAAUAGAAGGAGGCGACUAUCAGCACGACGCAGGCAGAGUUAGAAACUGCUACCUGGUGGGAUUAAGCGAUCUUAAUCAGGGUAAGGAUUACGUGAGGAAGAAGAUUUUGACAUUCCUCAAUCGCUUGGUCGACUUAGGGGUGGCAGGUUUUCGCGUAGACGCCGCUAAGCAUAUGUGGCCGGCCGACUUGCAAUACAUUUAUUCCAAUCUGAAAAACCUGAAUACCCAGUUUGGGUUUCGCAAGGAUAGCAAACCAUUUAUAUACCAGGAGGUUAUUGAUUCGGGCGGAGAAGCGGUCUCCAAGUACGAGUAUAACGGUCUUGGUGCCGUGACGGAAUUCAAGCAUAGCAAUGAAAUUAGCCGCGUGUUCAAAGGUAACGAUAAACUGACGUACUUGUCUGGCUGGGGUGAGCGUUGGGGUUUCCUGCCGAGUUCCGACGCCUUCAUUUUUGUUGAUAACCAUGAUAACCAGAGGACUUCGAAUAUUCUUACGUACAAAGAUCCGCAACGUUACAAAAUGGCGAUCGCCUUCAUGUUGGCCUACCCCUAUGGAGUUACCCGAGUGAUGUCCAGUUUCGCGUUUAAUCAUAACGACCAAGGUCCACCCCUCGACGGUUAUGGGAACAUUGUUUCACCGACGAUAAAUGCUGAUGACACUUGCGGAGGCGGAUGGGUUUGCGAACAUCGCUGGAGGCAAAUAUACAACAUGGUGGUGUUCAAGAAUGUAGUCCGCGAAACGGGUGUCAACAAUUGGUGGUCCAAUGGAGAUCAGCAAAUAGCAUUCUGUCGCGGAAACAAGGGAUUCAUCGCUUUUACUAAUUGGAACAGCUUAAACCAGCAACUGCAGACUUGUCUACCAGAGGGUGUAUACUGCGAUGUCAUCAGCGGUAACGUUGGUAGUAAUGGACGCUGUACUGGGAAAACCGUGCAUGUUAGAGUAGAUGGUACUGCGCUUGUUACAAUCGAUUUCAAUGGCGAAGAUAGAGUUUUAGCAAUUCAUGUAAAAAGUAGAGAGAUUUUGAGUUCUAAGUUGUAACAGCGUUGAAUAAUAACCAUUGUUUAAAAAUCUA
Molecule: messenger RNA, 1568 nt
Organism: Photinus pyralis (common eastern firefly)
Lineage: Eukaryota; Metazoa; Arthropoda; Insecta; Coleoptera; Lampyridae
Product: alpha-amylase-like
Exons: 4
Coding region: 32-1534 (500 amino acids)
Biological process (GO): carbohydrate metabolic process
Molecular function (GO): cation binding; alpha-amylase activity
Source: RefSeq, a predicted model, not a curated record